AUGACCCAUUUAUUAACACAGGUCUCGCAGUCCUCUCUGGGCGAGACGUGUGCCUUCUAUUUGGAUUACAUUACUGGCAACGUGCCCCCGUCCCUACGCUCGCUGCAGCACAAAUUUGUCACCAACACUCUAACCUUGCGCGCCCUUGCUCCCCGCCCGCACUGGAUCGCGGAUCUUCAUCACGUCUUCGCCGCUGACCAACAGCGCACUACUACUACCCUCGUCGCCGUCACUCUUGUUCUCGCUGCUGCGAUCGCCGUUGUGAUCAUCAUGUCUUGGCGCAGCCGCUUCACCAAUCUCUGGCCGCCUCGGUCCCCUUACUACUCGGGCGUCUCGAACCCGCCGCACGUCAGCGAAAGCGACUACAGCUACAUCUCGCCGGAUCAGAUUGUCGAGCCGCCCUCUCGCACCUACGACGACCAGGACAACGAGCCCGAUAUCCUGCUGCUUAAACAUCGCAAGAACACCUACGAGCUGCGGUUCCCCGCGUACGCGAUCAAUGACGGCGUGCUCAGCGUGGGCCAGCUGAGACGACGGGCCGCGGAAGUGACGCAGGCCCCGGACCCGAAACGAAUCAAAUUGCUCUACAAGGGAAAGCUGCUGGACGACGAUUCGCUGCCCUGCCGCGCGGAGGGACUCAAGCAGGAUUCCGAAGUGUUCUGCGUCGUGUCGGAGGUGCGCCCGGGUGAGAGCACGCCCAGCGACGUGUCUGACGCCGAGAUCGAGAAGUCGUCACCGGCGGGAGGCGCCGAGAAGAGGAAGCGCAAUCGCACUAGGAAUAAGAACAAGAAGGGCAAGGGCAAGAACAAGGAUAAGCGUGCCGACGAGUCCGGCCCCGUUCCCCCGCCCGCUGUCGACCGGCCGAAACCGACGUCCGCGGGCAUGCCCGCUCCGGCUCCCAACUUGAAGACCCUCCCUACCUCGAUCGAGCAGGUCUCGGCGCUGGCCGGGUACUUCUACACGGAGCUGGCUCCCCUGUGCGAGGCCUACAUUGCCAGCCCGCCGACGGACCCCAAGGCGCGCGAUUUCGAGCACAAGAAGCUGAGCGAAACCAUCAUGGCGCAAGUGUUGUUGAAGGCGGACGGCAUUGAGCCCGACGGGCAGGAAGAGACUCGCAAUGCGCGCAAGGCGCUGAUCAAGGAAACGCAAUCGGUCCUCGGAAGACUUGAUCAGGCGGUGAAAUCAUAA
Molecule: messenger RNA, 1188 nt
Organism: Aspergillus affinis
Lineage: Eukaryota; Fungi; Ascomycota; Eurotiomycetes; Eurotiales; Aspergillaceae
Exons: 1
Coding region: 1-1188 (395 amino acids)
Molecular function (GO): protein-folding chaperone binding
Source: RefSeq, a predicted model, not a curated record